Messenger RNA from Scleropages formosus (Asian bonytongue), 5608 nucleotides. Its product is annotated as maestro heat-like repeat-containing protein family member 1. Bases 196 to 5178 code for a protein of 1660 amino acids. The record is from RefSeq and is a predicted model, not a curated record. NCBI's taxonomy places the organism in Eukaryota, Metazoa, Chordata, Actinopteri, Osteoglossiformes, Osteoglossidae. Gene Ontology annotation, cellular component: cytoplasm. The transcript is spliced from 43 exons.
CUAUCCGGAAGGUCGCCAGCCAGCGGUUCUGCGCUGUUCUCCUCCCUCGGACGACACGUUACGAGCAGAGAUAUCAACUCCGACUGAAGGCGCGGGAAGUACGACAGCGCGGUGCCGCGAAAGGGACUGAACUGACUGGGGGUCGAUGUGUCUUGAGAAAACAUUGUGAAAAAAGACACGCUGGAAGAGUCGAACAUGGAGGAGGUGUUACAGGCCCUCGUGGAGGCUGCGAACGACCGGGACCCCGCGGUCCAGGAGCAGGUCAGGAGAUCCAUGGCGACAUUGGGGAAACGGAAGCCCGAGAAAGUCCUGGCGCUGUGUCAUGCUUACCUGGUCAAACAUCCCAAGCUUUUGACAGAACACCGUGUUGCCUUACUGGAGGUUGUUGAGCUUGUUCUGAAGGCUAAGCUUGAUGAGAUAAGCUACCCCAUAGUUAAGAGUGUUGUCUCUCUAGCUUCAGAUGAAAUGACCAGAUCGAAGGACAUGGUGUCGGAAUGGCAACAGGCAGCCAGCAACAUUUUAGUUGUUGUCGGCAACAAACACAUCGAGGACGUCACGGAGGAGAUGCUGAGCAAAUUCCAACCAGGGGUUCUGCCUCAUUUCUUUGUGGUACAAACAUUAUCAAGACUCUCUCUCUCCAAUGUCUGUGGCAUGGUACCAUUCCUCAAACCUGUCCUUAUUACCAUGCUGCCAAUGCUGGGCAUGGUCAAGCAGGACAAAAUGAAGUGGGUCUUCUCUUCAGCCCUGUCUCACUUCAGCAGUUGCAUUCUGGAGUACUUGGCCAACGUGGAAAAAAUUUCAGACUGUACCGUGAAUAAGAGUAUGAUCUCUAGUGAGAUCAGCACAGCUUACAACAUCCUCUUCUGCAACUGGCUGCAGAGUCGGGAUUUGAAGGUACGGCUAACGGUGGCCGAGGCCCUGGGGUCCAUGAGUGCUCUGAUGGCUCCAGAGAAGCUGGAGGAGCAGUUCCCCAGGCUGGUUUCUGCCAUCCUUGCCUUGUACAAGAAGAGCCCAGAGCCUCACAUAAUCAGCAAGAGUCUAUGUCAGAUCUUGGAUGCCUCCUCGAAUGUCAGUACCCGAGUGCUGGAGUCACAGGUGGCCAGCCUGCUUCCUGCUCUACACCAGCAGGUAUCUGCACCUCUUGACUACAACAACCCUUCAACACUGAAGAACCACAAUGAGGUUCUGAGAUGCUUCAGCAUCUUGGCCAGUGCCUUCCCACACCGCUUGAUCGCAUUUCUGCUCCAGAGGCUGGAGAGUAGUGGCGAGCGCAACCGCGUGGGCUCCUUGGCAGUGCUCAGACACCUUGUCAAUACUUCCUCUUCCGUUGUGGAGAGCAAGAAGCGCCUGAUCGUCAGCAGCCUCCGGCAGCCACUGCUGGACCAAAGCAACAAGGUGAAGAAAAGUGUUGUCCAGGUGAUUAGUGCCAUGGCUCACCGGGGAUACCUGGAGCUGGAGGGGGGCGAAAUCCUUGUGAGAUUCAUGGUCCUGCACUGCGCUCUGCCUGACACCUUCCAUCAGCAUGGUCGACACCCUGCAGACCCCGAGGAAGUGACCAACGAGGCAUUACGGAGCAUGUGUGAGAACACAUUGCACCUCCUGACCACCACUGUUGGACGUGUGGCUGAUGUGCUGUGGCCAGUGCUUCUGUGCUACCUGACUCCAGCGCAGUAUGCCAAUGCCACUGUACCCAUCUGCCAGAGCCUUGUCUUGCUGGGCACCAGGAAGAAGGCAGCCGGAGAACCAGGCCUCAUUAUUGACUUCAGCAAGCAAGAUGGCCUUCCAUCCCCAUAUGUCAUCCUGAUUAGGCUCUUAGUCAAUGCUUCGUACCCAUUCCGGGCCCGUGGACGAGGAGCACCCUCCCUCAGGCUGCUAGAAGUCCUAGGUCCCAGCAUCCAUCUCAAUGUGGAGAACUUGUGGGAGGUGGAGGUCCCUCUUCUCCUGAGCUACCUGGAAGAAUCCACAGUGGACACGCUGAACAGGAGAAGAUGGGAGCGAGGCCUACUUGAGCUUUUAUCCAAAACCCUGGUGGCCAUCAUGGAUGAUAAGUGGUGCUGUCAGCUGGCUAGUGAGAUGUCCCGUUAUUUGGUCUCCUACAAUAACUCCCUGGAUGAGAAGGCCUUCCUCUAUAAGUGUCUAGGAGUGACUCUGCAGCGGUGCUAUAACAAGGAAGUUGUAAAGCAGCUGCUGCAAGAAAUGCUGAUCACGGCACAUCACAACGAUGCUAUUGAAAGAGUGGGAGUGGCGAAGGGGAUUGGGCUCUGUGCCAGCACCCACCUCGAUGAUACUUUGGCAAAGCUUGAAGAUUUUGGGAAAUCUGAUGUCUUUAGGAAAGCCUCUGGAAUAUUUGGUCUGCUUAAAGAUAAGAGUGAUGUCGAUAUGGAGAAGGUGAAGAGUACGUUGAUCCUGUCCUAUGGUUACGUGGCUCUCCAUGCUCCAGAGGACAAGAUCCUUGGCCGAAUUGACUCUGAAAUAUUGCACAGCAUGAGCAGGCAUUUUAAUACCAAGGUCCUGGGGAUAAAAGUGGAGACCAAGGACCUGGCCAUGAAGAUCAGCCUAAUCCAGAGUGUUGGCCUCAUAGCCCGUGCUAUCAGCACUUGCGUCCGUCGGCAAGCUUACCUGUUUGCACACAAGCAAGAACUGCUGGGCAUCAUCCUGGCCUUUGUCAAAGCAGAACCUACGGAGGUCUUGAGGACCCCUGUUCGCCAUCUGGCCAUGACUACCUGUGCCAGCCUAAUGACCUUGGAACCUACACUGACAGAGAGCGAGACAUCUGAUAUGCUGCAAACCUGCAUGAACAGUGUUCUGGGUUUGCCCUCUGAAGAGUCACUAGACGAAGGCAAGGAAGAGGACCCUCUGGACCUGCACCAGAGAGAGGCCCUGUACACAGACACUUUUAAUGCAUUCCAUGAACUGCUGCGAAAAGUGCUGGCCCAAGAUUUAACCCCAGAUGGGCUGCAGAGCAUGUUCAAGCACAUUGAAGUAUGGCUUGUUUCUGAGAGGGACCAUGAAAGGGAGCGUGCAGUGCAGACCUCAGCCCAAGUCUUGGAUUUCUUUCUAAAUGCAAUCAACGUUAAGAAGGUGGUAGUGUUCCACACCAUAGGCGCUCUCCUUGGGCGCUUGACCCCCCGAUGUGUCGACCCCAGUGUCGCAGUGCGGGCGGUGGCUAUGGACUGCCUGUAUGCCCUGCUGCACAUCCAGCUGCGCUAUGAGGGGUUUGCCCCGGACUACAGAGACGAAGUUGUGGAGAGCCUGAAGACCUUACGCGAAAAGCUGAAGGAACUUGACUCCACGGUUCUGUACCACGCUUGCUCUGAGCUCACCAAGAUCAUGAGUAAGCGCCUUUCGCAGCAGCAGGUGGGCUCUCUCAUCCUGGCACUUGUCGAAGGGCUCACAGACUCGAUGCCCAGUUGCUCCCACGCAGUCAGUGUGAUCCUCAACACCCUGCUCAACAACAGGGGAGCUGGCCUCCAGGAACUGGUGCCCAAGGUGCUGGGUACACUGCACCUCCGCUUGCAGGACAUCUUGGAGGAAAAGGUGAGGGUGGCAGUGGUCAGAUCCAUCCUCCCACUGGCUUCUCAGCACCUGCCCACUGUGAUGAACACACUUCUGUCCUUUCCUUUGCCCUUUGACAGCAGUAGCUGCGAGAUUUGGGUGGUGCUCGGCGCUGACGGUUUCCUAGCCUCUCAGAUCAUGGAGGCCUUCAUGGAGAAGCUGACCACGACAGUGCCCUAUAUGGAAAAGAGGGAUUCCACACUGCCGGGCAGAGUGACCAGAGUGGCCACCGGACCACCCCUGGCUGUGACAUGUGCCUUCAAAGAGCUGAUGAGGAGCAUUGAAAUCCAAGACCUUGUGGGGGCCCUGUUCCCCCAACUCUUUAGUACCCUCCUAUUGCGCUUGGGCUCCAGCGUUGGGGUCCAGCUACCUAAGGACUUCAACAGCAAUGCCACAAGUCUGGAGAGGAGGACUCCUGGAAGGAUGCCAACUACCUUUGAUGUAUGUGGGGUGGCAGUGGAGGCUAUGCAUGUUCUGCUGGGCCGUGCCCAGCUGGACCAAGUGCUUCAAGCCCUGGAUGCAGAUGGAGCCUGGAUCAGGAUGAGGGAUCCACAACAGUACAUUGAAGGAGUUGCCCUAUUGGCCAGCGCAAUGGCGACAUACGCAGGCCCACACCUUCAGCCUGUAAUGGAGCACUUGUAUCCUAGCCUCAGCAGCAUCUACGAGUGUCAGCGGACCACCGGCAUGGCCUUUCUGUGUGAGCUGAUGAACCACCAUGUGGUAAUGGAGCUUUUGAUUGUGGACACCCUGGUGAACAUCAUGAUGGAGCGCAUUGCUGAUCCCUGCAACAUAGUGCGAAUGCUAGCUGUUCGGGGGCUGGGUAACAUUUCCACAGGAUCCCCUGAAAAGGUCAACAAGUAUGCCAGAGAGCUCCUGGCUGCCAUGAGCGCUGGCAUGGAGGAACGGGAUGAUCCUGGAGGUCAAAUUGCACUCGAAGCCAUGGCAGGCCUCUCUAAGGUACUGCGCUACUUGGACAAGAAGAACGUGCACAUGCUACUGGUGUACAUCCUCAUGAAGAUCAAGCCCUUCCUUGAAAAUCAGAGAGACGCUGUUCGCUGUGCCUCCAUUGUGCUUUUGGGAAACCUCUCCAGGUUCGGGUUGGGGGAACCUGUGUUUAGGGACCAGAUCCACAAUGUACUCAUCAGUCUUCUGCUGCAUCUCGCUGACCCCAGUCCGCAAGUAGUCAAGGCCUGUAAGUUCACCAUGCGGGAGUGUGUGCCGUUACUGGGAUCCAAGCUGAUUGCCACCAUGUUUCAAAACCAUCUGCAUGAGGACAGAGGCCUGCACUAUGGCGAGUUUAUCAAUGACCUCACCAAAUACAUAAUUCAGGACUUUCCUGGCAUGCUCAACUUUUACCACACCACGAUCAUUCAGUUCUUCAAGAGCAGCUGGGCAGAGGUGCGAGCCAGUGCUGCCAUGUUCAUUGGAUUUCUUCUGGGGGGUCUCCCAAAGCAGUACUACCCAGACAUGAACAUUGGGAGCAUAAUAAAUGGUCUACUCCAGCUUCUUCGGGACCCUGACCCCAGGGUCCGGGCCAAAGCGGCUGAAGCCAUGGGAUAUUUCCAUCAGUUUUGUCCAGCAGUUCAAUCGAGCAUGUGGAAGGAUCUGGAUGUCCUAUCCUAGGAGUAAAUAUCCCCGUUCCAGAGUCAAAAUAUCCCUCAAAGAAUUCAGGCCAGGACCUGCAGGGUGCACCACGACUUCCCUUUCUGCUGAACAGUUUGUCGUCUUUCCAGACCCUUUUUCCUCCAGCUGUAGCACCAGAACAUCAUGUUGUGUCAAUGAAAAAGUUUUGCUAAAAACAGAUGUCUUUCCUGAAACUUCUGCGUCCCUUCACAUCCGGUCUAUUAAUUCUUGAACUGUACUCCAGCUCCUCACUUGGCUUAGUCCUGCAUUGCUAUGAAAGUGUGAAAAGAGCCUAGGUUACUUCAUAAAGUUGAAUAACACUCUGCAAGAGAUGCAGAAUGAGAUGUUGUGGAAAACCAGUGCAAGUUAUUCUGAUUCUGAAGUUGGUGUAGUUUGUGUGUCGAUGGAGGCUCUCCAUUUGUCUCGUCAA